Egretta garzetta (little egret) is the source of this 1244-nucleotide messenger RNA. It is a transcript of the gene CCR9, whose product is annotated as C-C motif chemokine receptor 9. Gene Ontology annotation, molecular function: chemokine binding; chemokine receptor activity; scavenger receptor activity. NCBI's taxonomy places the organism in Eukaryota, Metazoa, Chordata, Aves, Pelecaniformes, Ardeidae. Gene Ontology annotation, biological process: chemotaxis; G protein-coupled receptor signaling pathway; immune response. The record is from RefSeq and is a predicted model, not a curated record. Bases 59 to 1240 code for a protein of 393 amino acids. The transcript has 3 exons. Gene Ontology annotation, cellular component: membrane.
GCAGCGACUGUCCCGGUUACAGAGCCUCCUUCAAGACUGCAUAAAGAUCUGGCUGAAGAUGGCAGAUGCAAGCGUAGUCACCCACCCUGGCAAGACCAGCCUGGAUUACUACAGGAAUGACAGCACAGUGCUGUCUCUGUAUGGAAACCUGGUGAACGACACAGACUUGACGUGCGACAAGAGGCAGGUCAGGCAGUUUGCUCGAGCCUUCCUGCCAGUGUUUUUCUGGCUCAUCUUCUCUGUGGGCACCAUGGGAAACGCCUUGGUCGUGCUCGUCUAUUGCAAAUACCGCUUCAGGAGGAGUGUGAUGGAUCGGUACCUGCUGCACUUGGCCAUUGCGGACCUGCUCCUCCUCUUCAGCCUCCCCUUCUGGGCCAAGGCUGCCUCCGAUGGCUGGAUCUUCAAGAACGUCAUGUGCAAAGUCGUCAACAGUAUGUAUAAGAUAAACUUCUAUGGCUGCAGCUUGUUUCUAACCUGCAUCAGCUUUGACAGGUACAUCACUAUCGUCCAAGCGAUGAAAGCCAGAACGUCUAAGCGAAGGCGGCUCCUGCGCAGCAAACUCAUGGUCUUGGCUGUCUGGCUGACGUCUGUGAGCCUGUGCAUCCCAGAAAUCAUGUACAGCCAAAGCAUGCGGGUGGGUGAUGUAACAGUUUGCAAAAUUACAUACCCACCAAACGUCAACAUGAUCUUCGGAGUUACUGUCCUGGCCUUGAAAGUCACAAUCGGAUUCUUCCUCCCACUCCUUGUCAUGGUUAUUUGUUACACCCUUAUCAUCAACACACUCCUGCAAGCCAAAAGAUCCCACAAGCAGAAAUCGCUGAAGAUCAUCACCGUGAUCAUUACCGCUUUCCUCUUCUCCCAGUUCCCGUACAAUAUUGUUUUGCUGGUCAAAACCAUCAACACCUAUGCCAGGGUGGCGUACAGCUGUCAGGCUGCUGACCGGCUGGACAUCGGACUGCAGGUCACCCAAGGCAUCGCCUUCCUCCACAGCUGCCUCAACCCCUUCCUCUACGUCUUUGCUGGGGAGCGGUUCCGGAUGGCGCUGGGCAGGAUGAUGCAGAGCGGCGGCGGCUGUUGGAGUGGGGGCCAAGAGCAGUGCUCCUCUGCCUGCGACAGCCAGGAGCACAGCUCAAACUGGUCCUUUGCCAUGCUGGGCAAACGGCGGGUGAGAAGCUCCCUGACCCUCAGCACCCACUUGACCUCCUCUGUUAUGCCCCCACCUUGCCAAGACCUCUUGUAAGUUA